AUGGAUCAAUACAACCAUUCAAGCCUGGCUGAAUUUGUGUUCUUUGGCUUUGCCAGUGGGGGCUAUGUCGGGGUCUGCCUUUUUGUCCUGCUCCUGUUGGCAUACCUGUUCACCAUCUGUGGCAACAUGCUCAUCUUCUUAGUCAUCCGACUGGAAUCAGCCCUGCACACACCCAUGUACCACUUCGUCAGUGUUCUCUCCUUCUUGGAGUUGUGGUAUACGGCUACCACCAUCCCUAAGAUGCUAGCUAAUAUUAUCAGUGAGAAGAAAACCAUUUCUUUUGCAGGAUGCCUCCUUCAGACCUAUUUCUUUCACUCCUUGGGAGCCUCUGAGUGCUACCUUCUUACAGCCAUGGCCUAUGAUAGAUACCUGGCCAUUUGUCGGCCCCUCCACUACCCUGCAAUUAUGACGACCACCCUCUGUGCCAAGAUGGCUGCCGCUUGUUGGACUUGUGGCUUCCUGUGUCCAAUUUCUGAGGUCAUCCUGGUCUCCCAGCUCCCAUUCUGUGGUUACAACGAAAUCCAACACAUUUUCUGUGACUUUCCACCUUUGCUGAGCUUGGCCUGCAAGGACACAUCCACUAACAUUCUGGUGGACUUUGCCAUUAAUGCUUUCAUAAUUCUUACCACUUUCCUCUUUAUCACGAUUUCUUAUGCAAGGAUCAUUGGGGCUGUGCUGCAGAUAAAAACUACGGCAGGAAGAAAGAAGGCCUUCUCUACCUGUGCCUCACAUCUUGCUGUGGUCCUCAUCUUCUUUGGGAGCAUCAUCUUCAUGUACGUGCGACUAAAGAAGAGCUAUUCACUGACCCUUGACCGGACACUUGCUGUAGUUUACUCCGUACUAACACCAAUGGUCAACCCAAUUAUCUACAGUCUUCGUAACAAGGAACUCAUUAAAGCCAUCAGGAGGACCAUCUUCCAGAAAGGGGAUAAAGCUCGUCUUGCUCAUCAUUGACUUUCUUCCAAGGUCCCUUCUCACUUUUAUAUUCAAUUCAUAAAAGCUCUAUGUUCCUUUAGCUUGGCCUUGAAUAAUCUUCCCAUCAUCACACAUGCUCUGAAUUUCAUUUCCUUUCACCUCUUCAAAGACUUAAUUUCUUUAUGGUUUUCUUGUUUUCUACAUCUUUACUUUUUCCAUUUUUUUUUUUUUUGAGAUGGAGUUUCGCUCUUGUUACCCAGGCUAGAGUGCAAUGGCGCCAUCUCGGCUCACCGCAACCUCCGCCUCCUGGGUUCAGGCAAUUCUCCUGCCUCAGCCUCCUGAGUAGGUGGGAUUACAGGCAUGCACCACCAUGCCCAGCUAAUUUUUUGUAUUUUUAGUAGAGACAGGGUUUCACCAUGUUGACCAGGAUGGUCUCGAUCUCUUGACCUCGUGAUCCACCCGCCUCGGCCUCCCAAAGUGCUGGGAUUACAGGCAUGAGCCACCGUGCCCGGCCCUUGCUUUUUCCAUUUUUUACUUGAUCACUUAUGUCAGCAUUUAAGAAUAUUAUAGUAUCUAUAUUCUUUUCAAAAAAAAAAAAAACAUGUAUAUUUCCUUGGCCACAUGUGUCCAUCCAGCUAGAGAUCAAUUUCUCUGCUCCUUUUUCCAAUCAAACUUCUCAACACACCAUAUCUCCUCUUCUUGACUUCAUAUUCACUUUUCAACCCUUUCCAAUCUUAUUUUGACUUAGACCUUCCGGCUAAUAUUUUGUGAAGGUCAUUAUUGACCUCCAUGCUACCAAAUCCGUUAGGAAAUUAUUUUCCUCCUCUGACCUGAACUCUUGACACAUGACCAGUUUCUAUGCCAUUGAUCUUAGCUUUUUAUUCCUUAACUCUCAUGACACCAUCACCUCCCAAUUUUCUUCUUAUCUUUCUAGUGAGUCUUUCCCAGCCUUCAUUGUCCUGCCUGCUAUCUCCUUAGAUGCUCAGAGUUAUUCUCAUGGAUUUAAAUACAAUCUCUAUCAUAAGGGCUGUUACAUUUUUAUCUCCAAACUACAAUUUUUCUCUAAAUUCUGGACUUAUAUGUUCAAAUUCCUACUUAUCAACACUACCUGGAUUGGAAUUCUCAAUAAUUUAAAACUUAACAUGUCAAAAUGAUUUCUUAAAAUUUCUAACCAUAAAAGCUUGACGCUUUUGUUUCCCUGUGUUUCUUUUGGAAAAUUUCAAAUGCUCUAUCUUACUUCCUUUUCUUGCACCCAUAAUUCCAAUAAAUUGUUAAUGUAUUCUAAUCUUUUCACAAAAUAUAUUCUUAGAGCAAUUUAUUUCUUAUUCUCUUUGGUGUUGCUCCCCUGGUAUAAAUCCCCAAUAUCUUUCAACUGGAUUCGUAUAAUAAAAUUCUACCCACACCCCUUUCUUCUACUCUCAUUCUAGCCUAAUAUAUUUUUUCCACAUAAAAUACAAAGAAAUGUAUUUGAAACCCAAACUGUAUAAAUCAUUUUAUAAAAACAUGAGAAAUUCUCAAUUACCUUUAGGAUAAAAUUGAAAGCCUCGCCAUACUUUAUAGGGCUAAACAAAAUUCUUCCCUGCCUUCCUCUCCAACAUAGACUUACACCGCUUCUCCCUCAGCUCCCUCUUUCCUAGUUACAUGAUUAUUCUUUCAGGUCUUCAAAUACAUUAUGGAUUUUUCUGGCUUCAGGUCUUUACCCUGUUUUUUCCCCAACAUUUCAUUUGGCUCACUCUUCCUAAUUGUGUGAGUUUCUGUUCAAAUAUCAAUUUCCAGACAUUACCUUUGAGAGGACUUCUGAACACUCAAUCUAAUUUAUGUCACUCAUUUUUAUCUCUGAUGUAUGUUUUGCUUUUCCUCAAAAUAUGUAUCACAAUUUAUACAUUUGUGGACAUUUGUGUAUGUAUAGAUAUAGUUAUAGAGAGAUAUAGUUUGUCAUUCUUUCCUGCAAGUAUCUAUAAACCGGAGUUUGUCUCAAAUUA
Molecule: messenger RNA, 2897 nt
Organism: Callithrix jacchus (white-tufted-ear marmoset)
Lineage: Eukaryota; Metazoa; Chordata; Mammalia; Primates; Cebidae
Gene: OR6N2
Product: olfactory receptor family 6 subfamily N member 2
Biological process (GO): G protein-coupled receptor signaling pathway
Cellular component (GO): membrane
Molecular function (GO): olfactory receptor activity; G protein-coupled receptor activity
Source: RefSeq, a predicted model, not a curated record